Messenger RNA from Daphnia pulicaria, 5571 nucleotides. RefSeq names its product atrophin-1-like. The transcript has 9 exons. Bases 427 to 4851 code for a protein of 1474 amino acids. The record is from RefSeq and is a predicted model, not a curated record. NCBI's taxonomy places the organism in Eukaryota, Metazoa, Arthropoda, Branchiopoda, Diplostraca, Daphniidae.
GGCAACGUCGCUCUUUGCUUCCAUCUCCAUUCCUUGGUUUGUGGAAAAUUUUGUUUCUUUUGUUGCUCGAAGCGACUCAGAAGAAUUCCUCGCUCGCUGAAAUACUCUGGACGAGCGUUUUCUAAUUAUAUGGGCGUUGAAAAGUGUUUGAUUGAUUAAAGAAUUAACGACAUAAAUUUCAUUCGUGUGCCUAUUAAAAGUCUGGAGAUUUCUUCAUGUUUGGGCAUUCGUCGAGGCGUGGGGUCUUGUAGGGUUAAGUGACAGUGACAAUCCCCAUCGUGUUCUUGUGUUACGUGUGUAUUAAACUAGGUUCCGAGCAUUAUGAAAUGAACUACAGCGAUAGCUCGUACAGUGCAAUUCGUUUCAUGCAAUGCUCCUUGAUUUUAAAGAAGACUAUAGAAGAGAACAUGUGCUAUCUUGAUUGGAAUGGCCAGCAACGACCAACAAUGGGCCAUUACUAGUCGGGCAAAACAACAAAUCAGGCAAACUAAGAGGAGGGAGAGAGCCCAGCGUAUGCACAUGCAGGCCCAGCAGAAGGAAUGUGUUGAUUCAUCCCAAGGAUCACACGGUGGCAUCCAUUCCAAUUCACACAGUGUUGGUGGUUUCUCAUCACGGGUACCAGCCUUUUCUAGCCCGUUGUGCCAUGAGAGUAAUGAAGAUGAGGAUAGUGAGACAUCCUAUAGUGAGGACAAUCAAAAGCCUUUAAAAACAACUAAGAACAAGAGCAGCAGCAGUGGUCCCAAACUUGCUGAACCCUUGUAUGAAGAAGAUGUGAUUGAUGGAUUUGCUAUUAUUAGCUUCUCUACGUAUGAGGACUUGGAGGAUGCUGUGAGGAUUACAGAAAAAACGUCUUGCCUACCAGAUCCUUUGGUACCUUUGGAUACCAAAGAAAGAAAUCGUUCAAGUCCGGGACAGCGAAGUAGUAAAAAAUCAAACACCAGCCGAAGUAAUGGAGCCAUCAAAGGGCGAUGUGGUCUCGACAGUACAUCUCAGCCUUCCGUUAGCCACACCAACGGUCCUCCUGCUGAGACCAACAGUGUUAGCGUCAAACCGGAAGCGGCGAUUGACUCGGGAUCUCGGGACUCCCGGGCCACAUCUAUUGAUAGAUUCAGUGAUGUCAGUCGACACAGCAACUCUUCAAGAGGCUACCUUUGUGAUAGUGAAAGUGAGGAACUUGAGAAAGCCAACAACCACCAGGAACUAAGAGGGCUCAGUCCAAAUGGUGGUAAUAACCGGCCAACCGAAUUCGUAGCACCUGUUAAGCGUUCUUUCAGUCCUGGCCAUGCCAGUGUGGCCACUAAUAGCCACAGUACCAUAAGUAACGCGAGUAGUUCUAGCGGUAGUAGCUCUAAUGCUCCGGCGGCAGGAGAGAACUGCAACAACUUACGUUGGGUUGGUCUUUCUGGAAGUCCCCGUCCUGCCACUGCUGUUGCCCCCCUCGGCCAUCUCCAGAAUGGACCGAGACUAUCGGAUUGUCAACCAACGGAAGGAGGUGCCGGUCCGAGUCCGGAUGGACCUCCGGCAGCUCCUUCACCUCGGUUACCGCUGCAUCCUCCGGUUGCUGGAUCUCCACUUAACACAUUUCAACACACCUCCAGCCCGUCGACUAAUCCGGUUCCUGUUUUAAGAAGUGGCGGCUUUAAUUCUCACCCCAUCCCGCAAUUUACAGCUCCUUCAAGUUGUCCACCUCUCUCCUACGUUGCUCCGCCAUUCAGUACGACGGCACAGUCGAUGUCUGGUCCCAAGCCACCGUCACCUGUCGCUCGUAUCUCAGCGGAAAGCAGCAGAUCAGGCGAGGGACAGAGGCAGCAGCAACCACCACCACAGCCGCAUCCACCGCAGCAGCUACCAACUGCGAUGAUUCCUCCGCUGUCGUCUCAAAAGUUACCGCCACCUCCUGCUCCUUACGUGAAGCCGCCCAGUCCGUUUCAUCCCAACAACUCAACGACAGGAAUUCGACCGGUCUUCUCUUCAGCGCCUUCCAAUGUCCCGCCAACGUCUAGCCUAUCCUCCCCUGCACCUCCUUCUGUGUUCAGCACCAGCUCAUCCUUCCCCUUCUUCCCUCCAGUGUCUAUGGCUCGAACUAUACCAAAUCACAAUAGCAACAGCAGCCACCCGACAACAACAACAACUUCAAGCGGAUUUCCAACACCUUUCCUGGCUCCGUCUCCGCCUAUUGUUGCCUCAACUCCGCCAGCUCAGCCAAAGCACACCUCUCUCGGCGCUCCCCCAAUGGCAUUCGGCGACCCACCGUUUGCAUUGACACGACUUCCGUUUUCCACGGCUUCGUUUGCGCCUACAAGUUCAGCUAAACCGGUUACGUCAGUUGCUGAAAUCGCGCCCAAUUCAUCACGCCCUAGUAGCCGAACAUCAUCAUCAUCUUCGUUGUACAACAACAAUGAACCCAGCAGCAGGGACAGAACGGGCAGCUUACCGUUUCCUGGCCACUCUUCUACGACGAGGUCACCUAGUCUACCUCCUCCACUUGCUCCCUCAACCUUUCCCAUACCAGUUUCUUCUGCGUGGCCCCGUCCGCCGCAUCCUGACUCAUCAAGACAAUACAGCCCUAGCCCCAAUCCUGGGUCAAAACGUACUUCGCCCACGGUUCGUCCUUCCGGCGGCAGACAGAGUCCUGGAAAGGAUGCAUUGCCUCUGGUGACUGGAAGAGCCCCAGGUCCUUCUCCAAUUUCGCAAAUGAGCACAGAGUCGUAUUCUGACAUGCUUAGACGUGAGCUGGACUCGAGAUUUCUCAAUUCGACGCCCAAUAUGAGUUCGCUUCUUCCACCGCCGCCUCUGUCCGCCACACCCGGUCCCAACAAACUAUUGGAUCCUUCUUCUUUGUACCGCCCGAUGAUGCCUCACAUGGGUCUACCUGGUUUAAAUCCAUCGCCGUAUCCGCCGCAUUCCGUUGGAUAUGGUGUGAAUUCAGUACCGUCCUCCGCCAUGAGUGUCAGUUCUGCGAUGGGUCAGCCGCAGUCGGGUGGCGGAAUUCUCAGCAAUCUCGGAGGAAUGUCCCUACCACCUGCGCCGUCCAGCUUGUCUCUUCCGCCUAAGAAACCUGGCAAGUGGAAUGCCAUGCACGUCCGAAUAGCAUGGGAGAUCCACCAGAAUCAACAACGGCAGCCCCGGGAUAUGCAAUUGGAUCCGAAAAAGAUGAUGAGUUUGGCGCCUAAAUUGAACCUAGGAAUAUCUACAGGUCCACCUCAAGGCCCAUCAUCUCAUCCCCCUCAACUUCCUCCUCACCCGCCACAUCAGACUCAUGCAAAGUCGACAGGCGGCUUUGAUACCUUGCCCAGCGCGCUCAAUUCGCACAAUUCGCCAUUUGGUUAUACCCAUCACAACAUGGCCGGCUUUCUUCCCCGUAUUCCUUCCGUCCCUACACCUCCUCCUUCUCACCAUUCAAUGCAGCCACCUGGUGGAGUGAGACACAGUCCGGCACCCGAUCAAUGGACAAGAAUGCCACAUUCUUCAUCGUCGUCCUCGAUGACGGCCCCUUGGCUGGCCCCGUUGAUGAGCGCCGGAUCGAUGUCAUCGAUGAAAUCCGAGCAGUCCCCGACGACGUCUCAUCAUAGCGCUGCUGCUGCAAUGUCCAACCAUCAUCAGAUGGCCAAAGAGAGAGAGAGACAGAAGAAGGAAGAACGAGAGCGUGAGCGUGAAAGAGAACGUGAAAGGGAGCGGGAACGGGAACGGGAGCGGGAACGAGAGCGCGAAAGAGAAAGAGAACGUGAAAGAGAGAGGGAACGGGAGCGAGAAAAGGAAAGACAAAAGGAGAGAGAAAGGAGUGAGAGACAAGAGCGUGAAAAGAAGAGAGAGGAGGAAAAGGAACGAGAAAGGAGGAGACACGCCUCUCGAUCCCCACUACAUCCACAUUCACGGCCGUCGGCCAACGGUGGUUCUUCGAAAUCGGAUCAGUCCAACAAAUCAAACGCCUCGCAGUCCAUGUCCAGCAAUCUUCCGCCGUUAUCAUUCCAUCCGGGGAUGCAAAUGCCCGCCAACAUGUUGGACCGAUCCCGUAUGGGGAUGCACACGCCGUUGCACGCGUACAGCCACGGUUCCUUCGAUCCUUUCAGAGACGUCCUGCGUGGGAUGGAUCCGAUGCGGGAGAGUAUGGAUCGCGAAUCGUUUUUGAGAAACUACGGUGCGGCAGCCAAUCAUCUGGCAUUAGGUGGACCGGGACUGCACGGAUACGGGACACCUCCUUCUUCUUAUGGAUUGCCUGGACUUCCUCCCGACCGAUACAGAGACGGGUUAUCGUUGCCUCCUCACCUCGGCCACCCAUCUAUGGCUGGAUCCUAUUCCUUGGCCGGUCAACAAGGUGGACCGUAUGGGCAGCAAAAUGAUCGCUUUGGAUCUCUUCCAGGGAUGAGUGGAGCCCCGACUCUCUAUCCGCCCACUUCAACGUCGUAUCCGUUUCCGCCUCUAGGCCCUGGUGGACUUUUAGGAGCCGGAUUGGGAAGUGGCAUGAGCUCCUUGUCAAUGUUGCCUCAAUCGCUGUUGACUUCUGGUGGUAAACGGACUCCACCGCCAUCGGGACAACCACCGACAUCACUCCCGGGUUCGUCGGCGCUGGCUUCGCUUGGGCGGACUCACAUGGGUCUCAUGCCGGCCGGCCUAGGGUUGUCACCAUAUCCAAUGCCGUCACCAUCUCCUCACAUGAUGAAUCCGCAUCACUUGCUCCCUCCGCACCACGGGUCUUCUAUGGGAGGCGCCCGACCGCCCUCCAAUAGUACGCCUCCAUCCGGUGUGGGUCGUCCUUUAAUGGAUUUGACGUCGCCGCAUCCUUCCUCCGGCUUAGCGCCCUUUAAUCCGAUGGAUCCGUAUCCUCGCAAAGACGACCCCCAAUCGCGGUAGCAAUAGCACAAGUGCAGUGUACUCUCACUAAAAAAAAAAUACUAGACGAUCAUCAUCAUCAUCGGUUUCCUCUUUCUUUCUUUUUCACACAAAAAUUCAAUACGCUCUCCCCUGCGUCUUGCCAUCGCUUCUCUUUUCUUUAUAGUGUGAAGGAAUUCCAGUGUUUGAUUCGACGAACGAGUGACGUAAUGAACCUCAUUUCUUUCGGUGCAAACGUUUUUUUCGCUCACUCUUCGUCACACAUGCCAAUCUUCCUGCCCUAUUUCCUCUCAUGCGCGUUAGAUCUGACUACAUGAAAAAAUCGACUGGUGUAGACAUGAAUUUUUUGUAGGCCCCUCUCUUCUCUCAUUCUUUUCCUUCCUUUUUUACUAUUCUGGAAUUUCUGUUCGAUUAAAAAUGAAAACACGAAGAAGCAUCUGUCUAUUUUGUAUUGAGAUAUUACGGCAUAUUAGUGGACCUUUGCUGUACAUUUUCGUCCUCUGCCUUGAAUGUAUUUUCUUUUGUUUUUUUUUUUUUCUCAUGAGGUUCUAUUUAUUUCAGUUUUUCAGUUCUACCCUCUUCGAUUUCUCUCUAUGCGGCGCGCGUCUCUGUUGUUUCUCGUGUCUCGUAAAAAUUUCGAUGUAUUGUUGAAUCUUUCCAAUCCCCCUAACCCUCCCACGAAUGAUUUAUGUGACGUGUCGAGCAUUUUGUCUUUAUAUUAUACAAACUAUUAAAGCGAUA